Molecule: messenger RNA, 1855 nt
Organism: Pezoporus flaviventris
Lineage: Eukaryota; Metazoa; Chordata; Aves; Psittaciformes; Psittacidae
Gene: CCN1
Product: cellular communication network factor 1
Exons: 5
Coding region: 91-1218 (375 amino acids)
Biological process (GO): signal transduction
Cellular component (GO): extracellular region
Molecular function (GO): protein binding
Source: RefSeq, a predicted model, not a curated record
AGGCAGAAGCGCGCGUCCCUGCCUCAGACCGCGCCGGCCGCGCUCACGCCUGGAGGUGUCCCGAAGCUUCCAGCUCUGCCGGCGCUAGACAUGGGUUCUGCCAGCGCUCGCCCCGCUCUGGCGGCCGCACUCCUCUGCCUAGCCCGCCUGGCUCUGGGCUCGCCCUGCCCCGCCGUCUGCCAGUGCCCCGCGGCCGUGCCGCAGUGCGCCCCGGGCGUGGGGCUGGUGCCGGACGGCUGCGGCUGCUGCAAGGUCUGCGCCAAGCAGCUGAACGAGGACUGCAGCCGGGUGCAGCCCUGCGACCACACCAAGGGGCUGGAGUGCAACUUCGGCGCCAGCCCCGCUGCGCUGAAGGGCAUCUGCAGAGCACAGUCCGAGGGGAGACCGUGUGAAUAUAACUCCAAAAUCUACCAGAACGGCGAAAGCUUCCAGCCGAACUGUAAGCACCAGUGUACGUGCAUAGAUGGAGCUGUGGGCUGCAUCCCGCUCUGCCCACAGGAGCUCUCUCUUCCUAACCUGGGCUGUCCCAGCCCCAGGCUGGUCAAAGUGCCCGGGCAGUGCUGCGAAGAGUGGAUCUGCGAUGAAAGCAAGGAUGCGCUGGAUGAGCUGGAAGGCUUCUUCAGCAAAGAGUUUGGUCCGGAUGACUCCGAAGGCGAACUAACCAGGAACAAUGAGCUGAUUGCCAUUGUGAAGGGAGGCUUGAAAAUGCUGCCUGUUUUUGGAUCUGAGCCACAAAGCCGAGCUUUUGAGAAUCCUAAAUGCAUUGUGCAAACAACCUCCUGGUCCCAGUGCUCAAAGACGUGUGGAACUGGCAUCUCCACAAGGGUUACCAAUGACAACCCUGACUGCAAGCUCAUCAAAGAGACCAGAAUAUGUGAAGUGAGGCCAUGUGGCCAGCCUAGCUAUGCCUCCCUAAAGAAGGGGAAGAAAUGUACCAAGACCAAGAAAUCCCCAUCCCCAGUGAAGUUUACUUACGCCGGAUGUUCCAGUGUGAAGAAGUACCGCCCCAAGUACUGCGGCUCCUGCGUGGAUGGCAGGUGCUGCACACCCCAGCAGACCAGGACUGUCAAGAUCAGGUUCCGCUGCGACGAUGGGGAAACCUUCACCAAGAGCGUCAUGAUGAUCCAGUCCUGCCGGUGCAACUAUAACUGUCCGCAUGCGAACGAGGCUUACCCCUACUACAGACUGGUCAAUGACAUCCACAAAUUUAGGGACUAAGUUGGGUUGGGGGUGGGAUGCUAAACAAGAGUUUUGAAGUAACCAGCUGUGGAGAAAGGACCUUUAAUGGAAAUGGUGCCUUGCCCAUUUGAGGGGGCAACAUUGAGAUGUUACAAAAGUGCACUGUGCAACUGGACACUAAUGCAACAGAGAUUUAAGCAUACUUAAAGCUUCAUAGUACUGGAGCCACUUUACUGCUUCUUUUUGGAGCACCUUACGUAAUUAUGUACUGUUUUCUGUUUGUAAGUGAUCAGAUAAAUGUUUUCUUCUGGUUAUGAAAACUUUCCUAUCCUGUUCCAUUUAACAUUAUGCUUCUCCCUCUCUUUCCAUCUUCUCCCCCCCUUUCCCAACCAAGUUGGAAGUUACAUUCCUUCCUGAGGUGGGCACUUUUGGGGUGUUCACAGUGGCAGCUAUUAUGUACCAACUGUAGUUUAAUGGCAAACAGAAAUCAGUUGUUUUAAAGCUGAGUAUUUUAUUUAUCAAACUGUAGCUUUUUGUUUUCUCUUUGAUUUGUUUUUUUACCCCUUCCAGCCCCUGUAAUACUGGAAUAAGUUGUAAAUGAUUUUAAUUUUAUAUUCAAUGAAUUAAAAGAAUUUAUUUAUGGAAUUGAUCAUUUAAUAAAGAAAUAUUUACCUAA